AUGACAUCCCUGGAUACAGCAGAAAUGAACACGCUCAACAUCGAACAANCCCGCGCAACCUUCGGUUACAUUUCAUCAGUCAUUCUCGUCAUACUAUGGUUCUUCGCACUGUUCAUGAUUAUCUUUGAGAUUGUCCGGUUCCAUAAGAAGAACCUGCCUGCCAAGACGAUGCUCACGUCUCAGAUAAUCCUGAGCGUCUUCUGCACCAUCAGUUUCAUUAUAGUAAUGCUUGGACUCUUUGACAUCGCUAAAGGCGGAUACGUUUCCUUCCUGAGCUUCAUCGGCACCAUCAUUGCCUUACGAAAGUUGACAAGGAGAGAGUCCAAGAACUCGUACGGCAUGACGGGUCUGAAAUAA
Messenger RNA from Aureobasidium musti, 357 nucleotides. Lineage: Eukaryota; Fungi; Ascomycota; Dothideomycetes; Dothideales; Saccotheciaceae. The record is from the annotation of a GenBank genome assembly.